Messenger RNA from Spizellomyces punctatus DAOM BR117, 2273 nucleotides. RefSeq lists its product as uncharacterized. The record is from RefSeq and is a predicted model, not a curated record. Bases 48 to 1880 code for a protein of 610 amino acids. The transcript has 3 exons. NCBI's taxonomy places the organism in Eukaryota, Fungi, Chytridiomycota, Chytridiomycetes, Spizellomycetales, Spizellomycetaceae.
CGUCCAUCGCUGCGCUUCUCCCUCUGUCUUCAUCGCGUUCAUCUAAAAUGGAUGUCUCGACCCGCUUCCCGCUCACACAACUGAGCACUUUUCUGGACGAUCCCAAUUGCUCCUGGAAGGAGUAUGUUAAUGAAGUACACCGCGCAAAAUCCGUAUUGCUGGCGGAAUUAGAGAGCAUAGAGGACAAGGAAACCCGAAAGCUCUAUCGGGAGGCAAUCAACGACUUAAACAGCAGAAAGACCCGCGAUGGUUUCAGCGAGUAUAUGGAGAUUAAAAACAACAAGCGCCUUGUCCUAGAGUCGCACUUGAAGGUCGCAACAGUCACGGCCGCUCAUGAUACGAUUGUCGAGAGAGUUAUGAGAAAGCGAAAAGCGGACUCUACAGGCCUGCCUCCACCAAAGCGAACUUGCUCCUCUCCGGGAGAGAUCUUUGACUCCUAUCGGGAGAGUGGAGAUACGGUUGAGAUUGGCUCCUAUGAGGCGAGUGGAGAUACGGCUGAGAUUGGCUCCUACGAGGAGAGUGGAGAUACGGUUGCCUCUCAGGGAGAAAUCGCCUACGACCUUCAGCCGCCAGAACAUAAUGAAGGAUUUGACUCCUAUCAGGAGAGUGGAGAGUUUGGCCCGAUUGUCACGAGAAUAAAGGAAUUGCGCUCCUCCGGCUCACCCGGUGCUUUGAGUACUCUUUUUUGGAGCGUGGUUGACUUGCGGACGCAAGAAUAUCCGGAUUUCCCACUCCCUAUGAACGAACGCGGGUGCACACUCCUUACCGGAGAAACAAUUACAAAGUUGAAUGAGCAUUUCCAGUCCAUCAUGCUCGAUGCUCAAGAGAAGCUUUCAACUUCCGUUGUCUCGUUAUUCGAGGUCUUGCGCUCUUUAGUGCAAUAUGACCGAUCCGAGUAUAGUAUAGCCAAGCUUUCUAACGUGCUCCAUCGCGGAGGAAUAUGUGCACUGAAGUUGCUUUUCUCUGAUAAGUUGGAGGGGAUGGAGAGGUUGUGGAGAGAUCAAGGUAGUGAAGAUGAGCUGCAGUCAGUGGAAGAGACCCUUGCCGCCUGUCAGGCGAUCGAUCCAGAUGAUUCAAUGACGAAGUGGGUCUGUCGGAAAUUUUACGACGCCGAGGAUAUGCUUCUGAUGCCCUCUGACCCCACUGAGAGAACGAUUGACGCAUAUUGUAUCCUGCCAUUUUCGAAGCUACCGGUUGUGAGCCUACGGUACGGUGAAGGCGCCUGUAAGGCGGAUGCAGAGGAUAAGAAGAGGAGAAACUCCGAGUCGAAAGGGAAACAUGUAGAUUUUAAUCACUUUCUUGGUGGCAAAGAAGUUGGAACGGGCGAGAAUGCUGGUGUUAAGCCCACGCAAGACAAAAAAGAUAUGGAUUUUGUAGCGGGUGUCAAGUGCUCGGUAGCAUUGAUUCGCUCCUACAAGCAGAGGAUUGUAAGCUCCUGUAAGGAGAAUGGGAUCGAUGCACCCCAAGAUAUCAUCGAAGACUUGCAAAAUCUAGCUGUCCCGUUUUACCAUGUCCAAGGCACCGUCUGCAUGUUCUUCCUAGUGUUCGCCAUUGGGAAUGAGUUGUAUGGUUUGAAGGAAUGGGAUUUUGUUGACUUCGGUUCGAUGGGUGAAUCCGUGGACGUAAUCUUGGAUAUGGCGUGGAACUUCCUUUGCGUACAAGCAUUGCAUCAAAGCUUCGAAGCCUCACGUCGAUACAUCACCUUGAAGGUGGAUAAGAUCAUUGGUCGACAGAAAUCCCAAAAACUUAGGACGAUAUGGACAAUCGGCUCCCGAGGACGAGGCCGGCACUUAAGUCAACCAUUGCGGCGGAGGUCCUGGACUGCUGCAUCGGUCCCUAUCCCUGGCCAUACCCCUAAGAAAGGGCUCGGAAAAAUAUGAGCUGCAACCUCCUUAUAGGAGACGAGUUGUGGUUAGGAUUUGUGGCGAGGUUGUAAUGAGGGUUAGGGUUAGGGUUAGAGGCGUCGUUUCUUUCAAUCCACACUUUUUUGUGCUGAAGCAUCGGCGGGCGCCUCCGAGCCACCUUCUUUUACGCAUUCCAUUUGUUUCUUGGGGGACUCGCUUCUACAAAAGCUCCUUGAAGGAGAAAUGUUGUACAAAAUAAAGCCAAAUAGUAAGACAGAAAGCAAAUACCGCUACAGUACGGAAGCACUCUGGUAUAUACUGUAUGAUGUAUAUAUCCCGGUAAAGGUCUUUAUUUUCACUCUGUAUUUUCAAACUACUGCAAGAACUUGGGGCUCAAUUCCGAAAAAGACCACUCGCCUUGGUAAUUAC